CUUCAUUCAAGCAGCAGACCAAGCAUUCAAACCAAGCUUCCAGACCAAGCAUCGUAGUAUGAAUACCCAUCAUGCAUCUUGCAGCGCAUCCGCACUACCAGCCGUAGCAUCCUCCGAUGCUGUUCCAGGCCCGCGAUGCGCGACUUGCGGCGCCGUGACGUCUCGAUUGACGUACUUCAAAACCCGUAGCAGCAACCGCAACGGCAACGCCGGCCGCCCCUACCUGAAGUGCAUGAUAUGCAAUAAGUUCGUCACGUUCACCGACUGUCGUGGGAUCAAUAACGAUGCCCCCCGCUGCGUUUGCGGCUUGCUGAGCCGCCAGCAGAUCGCCGGACGCAUGGGUACGCGCACACCACGCGGUCUGCACUACGUUUGUUCGCUGGGCCAGUGCGAGUUUUACCAAGCUCGUACCAAUGCUCAGGGUGAGCAGCAGGUUUUGGCCGAGCAUCUGAUCGACCUCUUCGCAAAGUUGAAUGUCAUCUAGUACUCAAGGAUUUUCCGGUAGAUGAGGUUGCAGUCUCAUCGGCAGUGAUGUUUCAACAACAUCAUAUUCCUUUGGCCGGAGCACAUCUCGUUUCUCUGCCCG
Dissoconium aciculare CBS 342.82 is the source of this 586-nucleotide messenger RNA. RefSeq lists its product as uncharacterized. The transcript is spliced from 2 exons. The coding region runs from base 59 to 484 and encodes 141 amino acids. NCBI's taxonomy places the organism in Eukaryota, Fungi, Ascomycota, Dothideomycetes, Mycosphaerellales, Dissoconiaceae. The record is from RefSeq and is a predicted model, not a curated record.